ACUUGAAUUAUUCCUAAUUUUGUUUAUGAGGGCUGUUGUCUACAGCCUCAUUACUAAUAAAGUUGUGUGAAAAGAAGCACAAGCAAGUUGUGCAAUUUUGUUGGGGCUUCAUUGCAAGAAACCAAAGAUAUGCUCGUUCCUGCGGUGCGCGUGUCUCGCUGUCUCGGUUUCGUGGUGUCUCGUUACGGCAGCUUCCUCGCACGUUCUUCAGUUGCCUGUCGCGUUCACGAGACCAGCGCGCGCCUGAGGAUCUGCCAAUCAUUGUGCACCCUCAGGUACACCGCAAUGUCUGGCGAGAACCGAUCAGAACGCCUGCCUGCAAAUGUUAAACCGGUGAACUACAAGAUAGAGCUGAAGCCGGACCUGAAAAAGCUGGCAUUUGACGGCCGAACAGUGGUGACAGUGCAGAUCCUUGAGCCAAGUGAUGUCUUCGUGCUCAAUUCACUUGAACUUGACAUUAAGUCUGCUGAAUACAUUUCCGAUGACGGAAAAGAGCACAAGGUGAGCAGCAUUGCCACAUCUAAAGAAGAGGAGAGGAUAACAAUAAAAUUUGACACUACGCUUGCACCAGGCAGAGGAAAACUUGGCAUUUCAUAUUCAGGUGAAAUGAAUGGAAAAUUAAAAGGCUUCUACUGGGUGAAAUAUAAAGGACAAAAUGGUGAAGACAAGUUUGGAGGUGUUACUCAUUUUGAGCCGACUGAUGCGCGUCGAGCAUUCCCCUGCUGGGACGAACCAGCCCUGAAGGCAUCCUUUGAUCUGACACUUGUCGUCCCCAAGGGUUACACGGCACUCUCCAACACCAAUGUAGUCAGUGAUGUGGACUUUCCUGGCGACCCAAUGCUGCGCGUGGUCACCUUUGCCACAACACCAAAGAUGUCCACCUACCUGGUGGCCUUUGUUCUGGGCGAGUAUGAUUAUGUUGAAGGAACUUCCGAUGAUGGAGUUUUGGUCAGGAUCUACACACCCAAAGGCAAAUCUGAGCAAGGAAAUUAUGCCCUUGAGGUAGCUACUCGUGCUCUGCCUUACUAUAAGAACUACUUUGGAAUUGCCUACCCACUGCCAAAAAUGGACUUGAUUGCUGUACCUGACCUUGCUGCAGCGGCUAUGGAAAACUGGGGCCUCGUGACCCAUCGUGAGUCAGCUCUUCUUGUCGAUGAGCAGAACACAUCUGCUGAAAGGAAACAGAACAUUGCCCUGGUUGUAACGCAUGAAAUUGCCCACCAGUGGUUUGGCAAUCUGGUUACCAUGGAAUGGUGGACCCACUUAUGGCUGAACGAAGGAUUUGCAUCAUUCAUCGAGUUCCUCUGUGUGGAUCAUCUGUUUCCAAAAUACCAAAUUUGGACACAGUUUGUUACUGACUGCUAUGCUCAGGCAAUGGAACUAGAUGCCUUGCAAAACAGUCAUCCUAUUGAGGUGCCUGUACGACAUCCCAGUGACAUAGAUGAAAUCUUUGAUGACAUUUCGUAUCACAAAGGUGCAUCGGUUAUUAGAAUGCUCCACAACUACAUCGGUGAUGCUAAAUUCAGGGAAGGCAUGAACUUGUACUUGACCAAGCACAAAUAUGGCAACACGACCACUGAGGACCUGUGGCACUGCCUUGGUGAAGUUUGUCAUGUCCCUGUUGAAGCCAUCAUGAACACCUGGGUGAAACAGAAGGGCUACCCUGUGAUAUCUGUAACAAGCUGCCAAGAUGGAGAUAGCCGAGUGAUGAUGUUGACCCAGGAGAAGUUCAAUGCUGAUGGCAAGGCCACAAAGGACGGCUCACUCUGGAUGGUUCCAAUUAGCAUCACAACCUCAAGCGCACCCAAUACGAUCAUGAAGCAAUUCCUGCUGGAGCAUUCUUCAUCAGUGCUGAUACUUGAUGGCGUGACUUCUGCUGACUGGGUCAAGAUCAACGUUGGAACUGUAGGCUGCUACAGAGCCAUGUACGGCCCUCAAAUGCUGUCUCAGCUAAUCCCUGCUGUGGAAAGCAAGACUUUGCCUCCAUUGGACCGGCUGGGUCUUCAGAGUGACCUGUUUGCUCUUGUACAAAGUGGCCACAAAUCGACUGUUGAUAUGCUUCGCCUAAUGAAGGCCUAUGUUGAAGAAGACAACUACACUGUCUGGAACUCCAUCAACUCAUGUCUGGGAAAACUGAAUCAAUUGCUUUCACAUACUGACAUUCAGCCACUUCUGCACCUCUAUGGCCGACGUCUCCUAGCCAGUAUUUUCAGCAAAUUAGGCUGGGACCCUAAGCCUGACGAAAGUCACUUGGCUACACUGUUGAGGAGCACUGUGAUUGACCGUCUGGCCCGUUUCAAGGAUCCAGAUGUCUUGGCUGAAGCCAGAAAGCGGCUUGACGCCCACAUCGCAGGCAAAGCCAUAAUUCCUGCCGACAUUCGUGGCGCUGUGUACCAGGCAGCAGCAUCAGUUGCUGAUAGAAAGCUGUACAAUGAGUUCUUGAAGCUGUAUAGGAGCACUGACCUUCAGGAGGAGAAGAACCGACUCUCAGCUGCCCUGGCUGGUGUAACCAGUCCGGAACUCAUUCAAGCCACCCUGGAGUUUGCUCUUUCGGAUGAAGUAAAGUCGCAAGAUGCUGUUUUUGUGAUUAUCUACUGUGCCCUCACUGCCGUGGGCAGGGACCUCACUUGGAGGUUCUUCGAAAACAACAAAGAUGCUGUGAGGAAGCGCUAUGGCUCUGGCUUCCUCAUUGCCAGGCUUGUCAAGUGCAUCACUGAAAAUUUUGCCACUGAAGAAAAAGCUUUGGAGAUAGAGUUGUUCUUCAGCCAGAACUACUUUCCUGGUGUGGAGCGUGUCGUCCAGCAGUCCCUGGAGAACAUCAGGCUGAAUGCAGCAUGGAUCGCAAGGGAUUCUGAUAAAGUGCGGCAGUUUCUACAGAAGGCGGCAUCUUCAUUGCCAUAAAGCUUCGAGGAGCAGCCUUGUUUGAGUUGGUUUCUAGUUUGUUUCUUUCUUUGUUCCAUCCUGAAUGAAAACUUAUUAAAAGGUGUGUGCUAAUACUUUUUAUGAAAUUCAGUUUAAAUAGUAUGAGUUAGGGGUGACUUUUCUUUUGAUUGUUUGUUUUAUUUAGCAGCAGGUGUUGUGCUAAAUCGAUUCAGUACUUAUUCAGAACAAUGGAUGAAAGUUUUGUGUGUGUGUGUGAUUUUCUUUUAUCCAUUUUUUAUGCUUUGAAUGAUGGUAUGCAGAUCUCAACUGUGUAAUUAUGCACUUUGACUCAAAUGAUAUAUUAAUAUAAUGAAGUCUCAUUCUCCAAAUCUGGUAUUCAUUUUGACUUCACCAUAUGUGCCAUUAACGGAGCACCUAAUUGUGCUCUUAUUAUGAACAACAUUAUGUGUAUUGUGACCGUUUCAAACAGUUAGGCAUUACUUGAAGUAGAAAGUGAAUGCACUAGCUGUAACAGGCCUGUCAUACUCAAGCACUGAGUGCUGUUGAUAAAUUGUUGUUUUCCCCUUUCUUUUUGUGCAAAUGUAUGCUCAAGAGGCACUGAAAAAUUGUGUGGGCUGUGUAAUGGAGAUUGGUGAUCUGGAGCAGUCUUUCUCUUCUAAGAGGGUUCUUUUCUUUUUUCUUUAUUUCUUUGCAGUAAAAUAAUUAGCUCUUGCUGUGCACAUAGGCCUGGAUAUAUUUAGCUGGAUGUUCAAGGGUGCAGCAUAUUGCACACAGUGUUGCACAAUUUGUAUCAUUACACUGUUGGUUGCCACUAUAGAGCUAGCACCAGUCACUUCAAAAUGACAGUGUCCUAGAAAAGUAGGAAGCUGGUGGCACAUACGCACCUUUUGCAAAACUGUCUGUGUGUGACUUCUGCAAUGUUCUAUUGUGGAAUGUUAUGACAAAUCAAAAUCCAACAAAUUCAGGUAUUUGCUGUGGUAUUCAUGUGGCUUCUCUAGAUCAACCGAAAGUUGCCAUAGAUGAUGCGUGACCGUGCCAGUGCCAGUGGCCUUGACAUUGUUUGCCUUAUGUUUUCAGUGCCUCUCACCUCUCAAGUUCGCCUUCUUUCUGGAUCCUCUAUAGUAACACACAAGUUUUAUGAGGUCCAUAAAAGUUAUUGAAGGAAGGUGUAUUUCACAUCUUGUACUACAUUCCCUUCAGGCCUAUUCUUAUUUAAUCCACAUGCUUUGAAAUAUGUGGUCAUAUUGACGAAUCUGUUUCUGUCCCUUGACAACCUUAAAUGUUGAAGGGUCAUGGCAUUGUAUAUCAUUAUGUAUGUUUUAUUUCAUUCAACUUAUUGCUGUUGCAAAUGUGCUUUGUGGCAGCUGAUGUACAAGAAUUUCAAACUCAUGGCAUUAGGUGAAUAAAAUUGAGCAUUCAUGUGCUA
Dermacentor silvarum is the source of this 4309-nucleotide messenger RNA. It is a transcript of the gene Psa, whose product is annotated as puromycin-sensitive aminopeptidase. Gene Ontology annotation, biological process: peptide catabolic process; proteolysis. Gene Ontology annotation, molecular function: metalloaminopeptidase activity; peptide binding; zinc ion binding. The transcript is spliced from 21 exons. Lineage: Eukaryota; Metazoa; Arthropoda; Arachnida; Ixodida; Ixodidae. The record is from RefSeq and is a predicted model, not a curated record. Bases 130 to 2901 code for a protein of 923 amino acids. Gene Ontology annotation, cellular component: cytoplasm.